Pyricularia pennisetigena is the source of this 282-nucleotide messenger RNA. RefSeq lists its product as uncharacterized. The record is from RefSeq and is a predicted model, not a curated record. NCBI's taxonomy places the organism in Eukaryota, Fungi, Ascomycota, Sordariomycetes, Magnaporthales, Pyriculariaceae. The transcript is spliced from 2 exons. The coding region runs from base 1 to 282 and encodes 93 amino acids.
AUGUCGAUGAAGCGAGCUCCAACACGAUAUGAGGUGCAGGACGGGGCGACAAUACGAACUGGGUCUAGUCAGCAAAUUCGCCGCAGUAUCGCGAAACGGCGGUAUCCAGAACUUGACGUGACACCGCUACCCUACACUUCCACAUCGACGGAGCUGCCGAUCAGCCGACGAAACGUUUCCCCUCGCGUAGAGCUCGAUUGGGCUGCGAUGAGCCACGCCGCUUCGUAUCUGCAGCCGCUUUUGAUUGGGCUAAACCAAUCAGCCUAUGUCACUCCCGCAUAA